AUGAAACAAGAUCAGAGGCCAGCCAUGGAGAGCAUGGAGGCUAAGAAAAAGCGGCGAGAGAUGCUUUUGGACGAUGGAAGCAUCCCGCAGGUCGACGUGAAUUGGCUAUUCACGGGGAACUCCAAGGCGCCCGAUCCGUCGCGGUGCGGCAGAGUGCCCUCCCUGGAGAACCUGUCGGUCCUCCCGCAGAGCGGGCACGAGGCGCGGCAGGAGCGGCGGAACUCGGAGGCGUGCAGCGUGCCCGCGAGCCAGCAGAACGAGACGGCCCUGCGGCGCACGCAGUCGCUUUCCACCGACAGCAAGGGCCACACGUCGAACGGCACGCGGAAGAGAAGCUUCCUGACCCGCAUGUUCGGCCGCAGGAAGGACCGCCAAAUGCGGUCCUCGCCGGCGGCGCGGUCAGAGCAGCGGACGGGCUCGAGUGCUGGGGCGCACUGCGUCCAGGCGUCUUUCGACGAGAGCGGCCUGAUGCGCAUGCAGACAGAGCCCGCCAAGGGGCGGGAGGAAGAGCGACUCCGGGAUUUCCUGCGGUACUACGGCAAGGUGGGCUUUGAGACGUUCCAGCGGCAAUUGGCAGAGAAAGCACGGUCUACUGCUGCGAGGCCCACCGGGCAUUUAGCGCCGUCGUUUGAGGGAACCCAGCCCCUCAAGGACCCCGGUUGUUUCGAGCACUAUUUCGAGCACUAUCCCGUGGACCGGCUUGGCCGUCGGAUUCCGCCGCACCCAGAUGCUCACAGGUUUCCAUCGAUCCUGAAACACGUGAAGCGAAGUGCGUAUUCAGAUGGCACGAUACCUAGAGUAAAAGCCGAAAAUGCAACUACCAACAAAUUUGAAGCCCUGUUGCGGAAAGUGGCCUCAUACUCGAGCGAUGAGUCUCCCAGCGGAUCCGUUGGGUUAUAUGGUGACACGGAAACAAAUGGCAUAUACGGACUCGGGAACAAUGGGCCGGCCAAGUAUAGUAACAGUUUUCACGACAUUCCCGGCCUUGAGGAACAGAAACCGCUGAAGCGAGUAUCCUUUGCGCGUAAUACCUAUUUCAACAGCCCCCCGCAGCAGAUAUGCUCGCGGAACCCCCGCAAAGGGGAGGUGGAGGUUAAGGCUGAUGGAUCAGUUGUGAUUCACAAAUUAACUGCCUCCGAGCGCCGCAUUUUAAUUCAAAACUCCACAGGUGGACUGGUGGUAGGGGGGUCUGGCCAUUUGAAGUUGAUUAACCCCUUCCAAACUACAGAUGAAGGCGAACAUGACCACGACAAGCUACAUGAGACAUAUGAUACUCCGGUUAAGAGACCUUCUUCCCCACCGCCCCCUUCCGCCGGGUCAGGCAAUUCAAGUUCUUUGUCAGACUCCUCCCUCUCUGUGGAAUCCAUAGCUAGCGGGAGUUCCGAGAGUCUGCUGCCGCCGCGAAUGCCUAAUAUACCAAAUGACAUGCUAUACACAAGGUGUUGCUACCUACGCGAGAUUCUUCCAAUCCCAGCUAUGCUAAAGCAGCUGAAGCCCGGUUCUUCAGACCCGAUCCCUCUGUUACAGCUUCGGAAUCCCAAACCGUCCAUGAUAGAGAUUCUUUCACUGGGAGACUUUUUGUCGAUAGCUCCUGUGUUAUGCUUUUCUAUGGACGGCGUCUCACUCAGCGUCCAAAUGCUCCAUAUCAUCCUCAGCUCUUUAAGGUGCAUGGGCCGCCUAGAAAAGCUUUCUAUGCGCAAUACCCCACUUGAUGAAGAAGGCUGGAAAACCCUUGCCUAUUUUAUCUCUUCGAGCAAAACCCUACGCGGACUAGACUUAACGAUGAUCCCUGGAAUACCUUUAAAUGUUCAGAAACCCUCUAAAUCAUCUGGCCAGUGUUCUAUACCGAGGAUGAAGUGCGAUUUGACUUCUAGGGCUGAACAAAACUGGAACCUCUUCACAGCAGCUAUUGCUAUAAACGGAAAUCUAGAAGAACUUAUUAUUUCUGGGGCUAAGAUAUCGUUGGGCCAGUUCAAGAUAUUGCUAGACAUCGGCUGUCACUCUUUGGAAAGACUUGGGCUAGCAUUCAAUGACUUAUCGCAUGGCCAUUGCGAGGCCCUUGCUUCAUGGCUACCUGGCUGUAAGGUCACCGGUUUAGAUAUUGGGUUCAAUCCUCUAAACGGAAAAAUGCGACCCUUGGCAGAGGCCUUAAUGCGGAAGAGCAAAGUAGGCAAUAAUUCAAUUGCCUGUAUUUCUUUAAACUCAACUGACCUAGCAAUCCCCCCUAAUGCUACUGUGGAAACUAGUGAUGUGGUUGCACUGUUGAGCGCACUUGGCUACUGUGAGAAUUUGAAAUUUUUGGACCUGUCCAAUAAUCCAAAUAUGUUCAUAUAUGGUAUGAAACCACUCACUGACAUUUUACCCGUAUUGGUAGGGUUUGCCAGGCUUCAGCUGGAUUAUAAUAAUUUGUCCAGCACUAGCAUUAUUACACUGGCAGAGGUUUUACCGAUGUGCACUACAAUAGGCUAUUUAUCAUUGGUGGGAAGUAAACUAGAUACUUCCUCCGGUGCUGCUCUCGUGCUGGCACUCAAGAAGAGUGGCUCCUUAUUUACCAUUGAUGCCGACUUUAGCGAAAUGCCUGACGCAAUUAGGCAUGACGUAUCGAUAUAUUCCUUGAAGAAUCUAGAAAAUGUGCUAGAGCUCAGUAAAACAGGUCAUGAUAUGGGAAAAUCUACAUCACUGCAACAGGAACUGGCGGUUUUAUUGGCUGGAAAGACCCAAGACAAGGAAGACUACGAUCAUUUAGUCGAAAGCUUUGCUAAGCGCAUAUGCGAUAUUCGGAAACGUUUGAAAACCGUUACAAAGGAUUUAUUCAAGCUCAGAGUAAGGGGCGAACUAAGCACUGAAGGGAAGGAGACAUUGAUUCGCUUUUGUUUUCUUGAUUCCAGUUUUGAAAAGGCCUUGGGCUUGUUGGCACAAAGGGAUAAGAGCCAGGCCUUAAUAUGGAAACAAUUUUUAAAUGAAUCUGAAGGAUCUAGCCCUGACACAGCGAAAGCGGCAGAAGAUGAGCUAAAAAAUAUGGACAGCGAAGCAGAUAGCUGUAUCCGCCAUGUCCCAUCUAUCAACGGCCUUUCCUCCAAGACGUUCCGCGAGAGUGGUCAUGCUGCGCUAUUGCCUUUUCAGCAGCCCCCUAUUGAGAAACUAGUUCCAGCGGAUGACGCGAUUGAGCUUCGUUGCUCUGCCCACUCUGCGUCUUCGCACGCUGACGAACAGACCAGGGAGGAAGGUGAGAUGUUGCGUAAGACCCAUGGCAUUAUCAAAGGUCUCGAAAAAUCAGCGAAGGACCGUGGUACCCCAUUGUACACUGAGACGCUAAAAAAAAUAGGCGAGGGUUAUGAUUGUGACACGAUUAAAAAAUUCCUUUUGGGCAGGGAUGUCAAUGACAUUAUUGCCAUUUUGGAUGAGCUUCAAACCUCCGGUGUUGGCAUCGACGACAUAUUCAAAAAAGGACGUUUUAACUCCGAUCAAAAUAUACAUACAAAAUUAUCCAAUGCUGAGAGACCAGUGCAGCUAAGUUCUGCUAGCGAACUUCAGCUUGGUGCUUCGGUGGAGCCGGACGAUGACAAUACUUAUUCGGCUCUCAUAGAUCGCGCAUAUGACGAUGUUCUAGACGAUCUGGAGAGAACUAGGUCAAAUCAUGAAAGAGCUUAA
Molecule: messenger RNA, 3651 nt
Organism: Eremothecium gossypii ATCC 10895
Lineage: Eukaryota; Fungi; Ascomycota; Saccharomycetes; Saccharomycetales; Saccharomycetaceae
Gene: MHP1
Product: Mhp1p
Exons: 1
Coding region: 1-3651 (1216 amino acids)
Source: RefSeq, marked provisional